Suricata suricatta (meerkat) is the source of this 6366-nucleotide messenger RNA. RefSeq names its product interaction protein for cytohesin exchange factors 1 (gene IPCEF1). NCBI's taxonomy places the organism in Eukaryota, Metazoa, Chordata, Mammalia, Carnivora, Herpestidae. The record is from RefSeq and is a predicted model, not a curated record. The coding region runs from base 443 to 1801 and encodes 452 amino acids. The transcript has 16 exons.
GCUCAGCUUCUAGUCUAGUCCCGCGGAGCCUGAGCGUCCAGAGCUGUGGCUGGUUUAGAGUGGAAUCCUCAACCCGUGCCUCAGUGGAUUAUGAGUUUUCGGAAUUCAGGGAUAACUAGCCGGCUCUUGGAUUUACCUUUUUCUUGUAUAUUAUAAACUUCAAGAGAUUGGGGAUGUUUAGAUCACAUUCACACUGAUUCCCAAUUGCCUGUGGCAGUGCUCAACACAUGACACUGAAAAUGUACCUGUGGACUUUCAGAUUAUUCUGCAGCCUAGGACCUCCUGCUCAACAACUGAUGGAUGCUGAUAUCCAUGUAAACAGCAUUUUAUGUGGAAUGUGCCUUUUUGUCAGAGAGAGGUGCAGAAGGAGAUCAGAGGCAAAAAACUGGGACGAGGACACUCCUAGCUUUUUGCUUUUGUUUCUACCUGCUUGACAUCAUACAUGGCUACUGAUGGCAAUGCCCUUCAGGUUCCCUUGCGUCAGAAGCAGAGAAAGAAAACUCAAGGGUUUUUUACGAUGAGUCGGAGGAGGAUAUCAUGUAAAGACCUGGGACAUGCUGACUGCCAGGGGUGGCUAUACAAGAAAAAAGAAAAAGGAACUUUCCUAAGCAACAAAUGGAAAAAGUUCUGGGUGGUGCUGAAGGGGACGUCGCUCUAUUGGUACAGCAACCAAAUGGAGGCAGUCAGAUGGUCCGGCAUUGCUGAUGGGGAAGAGGAUGCCACAGUUAAUGACGCAGAGAAGGCUGAUGGAUUUGUCAAACUGCCCGAUUUCACUGUGGAGAGAGCAUCUGAAUGCAAGAAAAAGCAUGCUUUUAAGAUCAGCCAUCCACAGAUCAAGACCUUUUAUUUUGCAGCUGAAAAUGCACAGGAAAUGAGUGUGUGGCUAAACAAGCUUGGAUUAGCUGUGAUCAAUCGCGAAUCUGCUACAAAAGAUGAAGAAUGCUACAGUGAGAGCGAACAGGAAGACCCUGAAAUAGCUGUGGAGACACCACCCCCUCCUUACUCCGCGGAGUCUUUCUCUCCUUUGGCUACACAGCAAGCAUCUUCAUCUUCACCCAAACUGAGUGACACGUCGCGUUCUUCCUCUUCCUUGGAAAGUACAGUAAAGGCGCACGGCAGUUUGGCCUCCUCUUUAUCUAGAGAAAGACAGUCCUGGAUCGACAUAGUUAAUAGUUCUGCUGCUGCUGACGAUGAGGGACAGUCUAUAACACUCGCCGUGAACGUUCACUCCCCGGCACCCUCAGAGGCCAACAGUCACAAGGCCCUGGAAAACAGCUGUGCCACAUCAGAAAGUGAAUUUUUGAACUCUUUGUCUAGUGAUGACACUUCUUCAUUGAGUAGCAACUUCGACCAUCUUACUGUCCCAGACAAGCCCACUGGAUCAAAGAUGGCGGACAGAGAAGAAACAAAGGUGUCUGAAGAUGAUGAAAUGGAAAGACUCUACAAAUCGUUAGAGCAAGCUAGUCUCUCUCCUCUCGGGGACCGACGACCUUCAACCAAAAAGGAGCUGAGAAAGUCCUUCGUGAAGCGAUGUAAGAAUCCAUCCAUAAAUGAGAAACUUCACAAAAUCCGAACCUUGAAUAGCACAUUGAAGUGUAAAGAGCAUGACCUGGCCAUGAUUAACCAGCUGCUGGAUGAUCCGAAGUUGACAGCCAGAAAAUACAGGGAGUGGAAGCUGAUGAACACGCUGCUGAUCCAGGAUAUCUAUCAGCAGCAGCGGGUCCCUCCGCCUGCCCAGGAGGGCGCCCCCCAGCGGCUCGAGGAAGCACCCUCCUCUGCCCAUGUUGAAAAUUCUAUUUGAGAACAAGCCAACAUUCUCUCCCCUUUUGUGGUACCCCAAGCAACUCCUCAAGAUGUUGUGAGAGCUCUCCUCAAAAGGAAAACUGAAAUCAAUUCCUCAAGCGGUGGUUCCUUCUCUAAAGAUGCAACUUAGGGGAGGACUUGCUGUGCCAGGAGCAAGAGUCCUCCUUGCGGUUGCAGAGCUUACAUGGAGACCGGAGGAACUGAGUCCAGUUGAACAAACACCGUGUUCCUCCUAGGAGCUCCUGCUUAUGCCAGGCUCCAGGUGGGGUGUGAGAAAUGUAUAUUCUGUUCCCUGCUUGCGAGAGAGUGACAGGGGGACGCAGAUUCCAACGGACAAAGAUCACGUUCUACCAGGGAUAAUUAUUCAUAGAAAUAUUGUGUUUUCCAAAAGAAGAAUGUAAGAACGUAUAUAUUCCACCGGGUUGGGUAGUUGGAUUCUUCGAAUCAUUUACGGUUUGAGUGGAGCACUGUGUUUAAUGGCAGCAACUAGAAAGAGACAGUUGUGGAACCACAAUCUCUUGCCUUUGGUCCAGAAUGGCGGUGCCUUCUCCAGGAGCUGAGAAAUACUUCAGAACCAGUGGUGUGUGAGAGAGCUCCCUCCUCCCACUCUCCCAAAGGGACAGCCUGAUGUUUCCAUGCUCUUCCAGGUGGGGAGGGGGGGCUCUGAUUCAAGUCUCCUUUCCACAGAACAGCUAAAGAAAUCUGCUUUGUUACCCUUCGAGACCUCUACUCCCUCCUAGCCUUUCUAAACCACUGCAGUGCAGCAGGGAAUGUUUGCUGCCUUUGUCCCUGGGUGUGGUGUCCCUACACAGUGUCAAUUUCUAUCCCGUUUCCCCAGGAUCAAGAUUGACAAGAGGAUUCUGAAGUCUGAAUGGUUUUGAUAGCCUCACUCCAAAAAACCCAACGCAAACAACAAAAGUGUUAAAAUCCGAUUGUUUUAUUUUUGUAUGUUUACGUGUCGUUUCGUGUCCUAUGUGAAGAGCUCUCUGUUUGUUAUUUAAGUAUAUUUAUAGAAGGUCAAAUGACUAGUCUUUUAAAAGAUGGUAAUUAUACAUUUUGCUCAAUAUAUAUUCUCAAAGUAUAUACUUUUUUGCUUGAGGAAAUAGGAAUACUGUUGAGUCACUGGAGUUAUCAUGUUGCACUAUGCUGUAUGAGGAAUGCUCAGGAUAUCUUGUGGGAUAAAUAUGGAGGCAUGCAUCAAUAAUCUUUCAUUUUCUGGCUUCUUUCUCUUUCUGUCCCUCUCUUUCUCAGCUCAGAGUGUUUAGAUUUCUCUAUCUGUGAUAAGUCAUCCUUUUAACCAGAAAAGGAUUUUCAUCUUAGGUUAUUUCAUCUAGCAAAUAAACUUCGUAAGCUUUAUGCCAUUUAUGCCCACAAACCCUAAACCAAAUGAAACACAACUAUAUGGUCUUUUGUCUAAGGUCUAAUAGAAAUUUUGGGGUCUGGUGUUAAAGGGAACUCGUUUUGUUGCUAACGACUGAUUGCUAAUCGUGACUAUUUGUCAUCGUAAGAAUAACCACAGCCCAGCAAAAACCCGAGUUGGCCUUACCCCUAGCUAAUCGUCAGGCCAACACAGUGUGCUUUAUAGAGUCCAAGUGUGGCUUGACAUUCAAGUGGAAAUAACCCUCUUAUUUGGUCUGCAAACUAAACGGAAAGAGUUGUUGAAUAUUUCCUCAAGCUUUACGUGGAAGUGCUAAUACUCUGUAAACAAAAACAACCCUAGUAUGAAGAAAGAAACAGGAAACAAGGCAGAAUACUAGAAGCUUCUGUAAGAUAAGACAGCAUGUCAGUCCCUAGGGCCCAACAAACAUUUAAGGGCACCCAACCCAAGAGGAAUGUGCUGGGCCAAGGGCUACCCAGGAGGGGGAGCCUGGCCUUCGAUGAAUUUUCUGUUGGUCCCAGGACUGAAUGUAACCACGCAGGUCCUCAGAAUUGAGCCCUGAGGCACCUGCUUUGAGAGGCCAGUGGUUUCAUCUCUUUACUCUGGAAAUCAUCAUUGAUUAUUUCUACAGUUAGCAGCUAUUAAAGGUUAAUUGUUUAGGAUUCACAGUGUACACAAGUUGUUGAGCAAAGAAGUUAUAAUGGAGGAAAUAAUACUAUUUAUUCUUCCACAUUCUUUUCUUUGGCUUGAAAUACUAAUGAUAAACAUCAAAACAACUUUUCUAAAUGGAGGUGCCCCAGAAGCUAUUGGCCAGGACUUGUGAAUACACCUCAGUGCUUUAUUUUGGCUUUUUGUGACUACCCACGUAACUGGCCAUGUAGUGUAAAUUCCGUAGGAGCACUCAAACUUUAAGGCAAGAGGCCCAUGAGAUUAUGGAAUCGAACCUUUCAGCUACUUUUCAAAGUCAGGUUAGUCUAGAAGCUUUGGCUUUAUUAAAGCACUUAUUGUACAGCACGUCCCCCCCAUGAACAUGAGACCCCACUGCCCGGUCCUGGACCCUCUUUUUUAGACCGGGCUCACCUUCCCGUUAGUGUUUCUCCCUCCGAAGACACUUUCAGUCUGCAUUAUGUGUGUUAGGAAGUAAGGGACUGCCUCUGUGGGCUCGCAACUUCAGCUGUGGCCGCUCAGAGGAAGUGGAUGGCAGUGGGAAGUGACAGGAAGAGUGGGGGACACUUUCCAUGACACUCAAAUUAGGUAUAACCCAGCCUUUGUUGUUGUUGUUUCAAGGGAUAUUAGGAAAACUGGAUUACUUGCAGUUUAUUCCUGAGGGUUAGGUCAUCUCUGAAAUGGAUCUUGGGUCACUUCAUGGGGUCUAUGGGGUAACUCUUGUACCCAUUCCUGUAGAUGUAGGGUCUGAGGGCCGUGGAAUGAAUGAGAGCCACGGCUGCUCAGGAAGCAGAGAAUCUGAGCAUAAUCAGGUCUAACCCUGUGGCACCCACUGUGGAUUAGGAUCUGGAUGGGACCUCCCUUUGUGGUUGUGGGGAAGACCACUUCCCUCUAUUGUCACCUUGUAGACCCAACCUCGUGCCUGACGGAUGCCUCUGGGGCUGGUGCAUCGCAGCACACAGGGAAUCGGAUGGCCCCGCCCUUGAAGGGCGUCUGUUGCUUUUAACAAGUCUUUGUUCUGGCACAAUCUCAGCGUGGCAUCAAAGACCUAGGAGGUAUCUUAAAGUAUACUUCUGCAAAGACUCCUAGGAGCUUAAGAAAGAUUGUAUGUGGAGUUAGAUUUCAGUGGGAAACCCAAGCCUUAUAUUUACGUAGCACUUUGUAGUAGCAAAUCUGUGUUUCAGGCUUCGCCCCUCUUCCCUCCUCAGUGGUCUUCGUGGGAUGACGGUGGGUUAUCCUUCCUCCUUUCUGACGGGGAGGAAAGAAACUCCUCCCACUUCUCUCAUUCCUCUCUCUCCCUAUUCCUUGCACAGUCACUGUUGGGUCCCCAGCCCCGUGAUGUGCAGUGUGUGUGCCAGGGUGGCUUUUGUGAAGUCAUCCAUUGGAAACCUGAGCGGGACUCUUUUCCUUGAGCACCGGCUCUUCCUCGGGGCUGACGGGUUACUGUCCUUCCUGCAGCAGCUGGCUGCUGGGCUGUGAGUCGGAGUGUGACCCCACUCCGUGCUUCCUUUCCUCCCUUCUGUAACUUCCAUGCUUGUUGGGCGCUGUGAGGUCCGUGGAUGGAGGAGGUAGUUAAAGAAAUGGAGUUCAUUUGUUGUCCUUUAAAGGCCAGUCAGAGAUGGAGCCUAAUGAAAGGGGUUAGGCCCUUAACCUUCCUCUCCCAGCUUCUUCUCCUGUAGCAUUUUGAUAUAAAGCCACACAGAAGAUUUGAGGGAGUAAUUCAGGUACAGAGGAUGCCUAUACAAAACAGGCCGUUUUAUCAAAAAUAACCAACAAUUUUUGGUUAGUUUUAGGCUGCAUCUCUUCUUCAGUCUAUUAGAGUAUGAUGUUUGAGAUUUUCUGAUUUAUUUUCCUGCUCAUUUUUUGUGUGCUUAUCUCGCGAGAGAAAUCGAGUCCUAAGAAUGUCAGGUGACUACCCUGCUAGGGUUUUGUAAUAUGUAAUUAGAAAGCCCCUGAAACUAGAUUUCUAACAACUCAUGAAAUGGGUUAGGGAGCAGAAAUACUUCCACCUGUCACAGAAAGCCACUCCUCUCUGUGAACUAGAGUUUGGCCACUCCCGUGUUCUAUGUUGUGAGACAGGAAGCGAUUUCCUCACUUCCUAUGCACGUUUUUACUCUUCCUCGCUCUACCAUAGACCACAGAAAACAUUAAAAAUGAUUCUCCGUUUAAAAAAAGUGUUUUCAUACCUCUUACCAUGAGACUUAACUGCUCUAUAUUGAUACUUCUUUAUGUUGAGUCCAAUGGAGAAGCAUGCCCAUGGAGACUUCUGGCAUCCCAUAAUAAAAACCAGAAUUUCUAGUCACCGUAAACUUUAAUGUCCUUGCAUGAUGGGGAUGUGACUUUUAGCAUUGCAUGGUGUUUGGGGCAAGAUGGUACUGUGGAAACGCCACCUACAAUUUCAUCGUGCUUUCCUUCUGUCACCUACCCUCUUUGAACUGAAAAAAGAGGCAUGGCUCAUUUCUUCUGCUUUGUAUUUGAGAUUGACUUGUAAGAUACAAAUAAAAACAAGAGAAAAUAUA